This is a messenger RNA of Dibothriocephalus latus, 270 nucleotides long. The record is from the annotation of a GenBank genome assembly. Lineage: Eukaryota; Metazoa; Platyhelminthes; Cestoda; Diphyllobothriidea; Diphyllobothriidae.
AUGGGCGAAAGGACGCUGGUCAUCAAGUCUGUCGAUAUGCCCAGGGAGAUGCAAGAAAAUGUCUUUGUGAUCACUCAGCAGGCUGACGAGACGAAUACUCUGGAGAAGGACAUCGCCGGCCAGAUUAAGAAGAAGUUUGAUGAGAUCUAUGGCAAGAACUGGCAAUGCAUUACUGGGAAGCACUUUGGAAGCUAUGUCACCCACGAGAAGGGUCAUUUCAUCUACUUCUACAUCGGCGAUACCGCCUAUCUGCUCUUCAAGACCGCCUAA